GCAUCACACAAUCAUUAAACAGAAUGGAAAUAAAAAAAUUCGUUAAUCCAAACAAGUCUUGCUCACAAAACUAACAACAGGGUCACCGCUCAGGCGCUCACGCUCAAAGUCUACGCCACGGCUACUCUCUCUCCCCUCUUUCUCUCUCUUCUGAUACAAUUGUUUAUGCAAAAACUCGUCUGAAACUACAUUGACAUUCCCAGGUUCGAGGAAGUGAGAGUAAUGAUGAACCUAUUCAGGUUAGCCGGGGAUAUGACCCAUCUCCUCAGCAUCAUUGUACUUCUUUUGAAGAUCCAUGCUACCAAGUCUUGUUCUGGGAUAUCUCUGAAAACCCAGGAAUUAUAUGUUAUUGUCUUCUUGACCCGGUACUUGGAUCUCUUCACCAGAUUCGUGUCUUUGUAUAACACUGUAAUGAAGAUAGUCUUUAUCGGAACAUCAUUUGCUAUUGUUUGGUACAUGAGAUAUCAUAAAGUUGUGAAACAAACAUACAGCAUGAACGAAGAUACUCUUAAGCAUUACUUUUUGCUGCUGCCAUGCUUUGGGUUGGCUCUUCUGCUUCACAACGAAUUCACUUUGAUGGAUGUUUUGUGGACCUUUUCAUUGUAUCUGGAAGCAGUUGCCAUCUUGCCACAACUGGUAUUGUUGCAGCAUUCAAGAAACAUUGACAACUUGACUGGAAAUUAUGUGUUCCUCCUGGGUGCAUAUCGUGCUCUUUAUGUUUUGAACUGGAUAUAUCGGUACUUUUUGCAAGAUCACAGGGCUCGCUGGAUUCCUUGGAUAUCAGGUCUGGUCCAGACAGCUCUUUAUGCUGACUUCUUUUAUUACUACGUACUCAGCUGGAAAAAGCAUGAGAAGCUCAAACUUCCUGCUUGAUGUACGGAGCAGCUUUGAUUCAGCCUUAUACAUGAUCAGAAAGUGAAAAACAUGGUUCUAAUGACACCGUAACUCGACAAACUCCAGAUUAUAUAUAUUAAUAUUAAAAAAAAAAAACACUUAUCACCAAAAAGCUACAGGAUAUCUUAUAUUUUCUUAUCAUAUCAUAAUGUUUAGGAGACAGUUGUUAUGUGCCUCUUCUAACCUAGCAGCAAUACUGCUGUUCCUAGUUUAAUUUUGUUUAGUGUAGAACCAUGAUAACUUCUCAACAAGUUGUCAAUUAUCUUAGCUUUUACUUCAUAUUUUCUUCUUCCCUUGUUCUGAGUCUCUGAUUUUGUACAAAAUUUUACUGGACCGUGAGUCUAUAAUGGUCUUCUGUUGAAUCACUUCUCUAUAUGGGGUUUAGCUUAAGAAGCUAUAUCUAAUGCUUUACAGUUUUAUCCUAAA
Chenopodium quinoa (quinoa) is the source of this 1320-nucleotide messenger RNA. RefSeq names its product ER lumen protein-retaining receptor B-like. Gene Ontology annotation, biological process: protein retention in ER lumen; endoplasmic reticulum to Golgi vesicle-mediated transport. Gene Ontology annotation, molecular function: ER lumen protein retrieval receptor activity. The transcript is spliced from 6 exons. Gene Ontology annotation, cellular component: cis-Golgi network; membrane; endoplasmic reticulum. Lineage: Eukaryota; Viridiplantae; Streptophyta; Magnoliopsida; Caryophyllales; Amaranthaceae. The coding region runs from base 223 to 873 and encodes 216 amino acids. The record is from RefSeq and is a predicted model, not a curated record.